Messenger RNA from Manihot esculenta (cassava), 554 nucleotides. Its product is annotated as 40S ribosomal protein S30. Gene Ontology annotation, molecular function: structural constituent of ribosome. Gene Ontology annotation, cellular component: cytosolic small ribosomal subunit; ribosome. Gene Ontology annotation, biological process: translation. The record is from RefSeq and is a predicted model, not a curated record. The transcript is spliced from 3 exons. NCBI's taxonomy places the organism in Eukaryota, Viridiplantae, Streptophyta, Magnoliopsida, Malpighiales, Euphorbiaceae. Bases 156 to 344 code for a protein of 62 amino acids.
CCUUAAGUCGGCCCGCGACCCCCACUAUCUCGCUAUAUUAUCCUGCCAAAACCCUAACCCUAAAUUUUCCAUUCGUUGCUGCAUAUAGUUGUUACCGCUUCGAUCGAGCUUGAAGCUACAGUCCCCGCGCAGCAGCAGCAACUGAAGAAGACGCCAUGGGUAAGGUUCACGGAUCUUUGGCUCGUGCUGGUAAGGUGAGAGGCCAAACACCUAAAGUUGCAAAGCAAGACAAGAAGAAGAGGCCACGAGGUCGUGCCUAUAAGAGAAUGCAAUACAACCGCCGCUUUGUCACCGCAGUUGUGGGAUUUGGCAAGAAGAGAGGACCCAACUCAUCUGAGAAGUAAAGUGGCCGGAUGACAAGUUAUUAAAGUUAUUACUGAUGUAGGUGAAGGCUGAUGUUGGGUUUUUGGAUGAUUUUUCUUGUGUUUUUAAGUAUUUGUGAUAUUCAGUCCCAAAACUAUGCCGAUCAUAUGCUCUUUUUUUGUUAUAAUUAGGAUAAUGUGAUUUUGUUUCCAAGUUAUAUUUCAUUUUGUCACAGCCUUGUUUCUUGUGGA